This is a messenger RNA of Cyphellophora attinorum, 1743 nucleotides long. RefSeq lists its product as uncharacterized. The record is from RefSeq and is a predicted model, not a curated record. Bases 1 to 1743 code for a protein of 580 amino acids. The transcript has 2 exons. Lineage: Eukaryota; Fungi; Ascomycota; Eurotiomycetes; Chaetothyriales; Cyphellophoraceae.
AUGUACAGUUGGACUGCAAGCGGUCCACUACAGAGAACUGUUCUCCUCCAACACGAUCAUCGACCGUUCAGGGAUGGCAAAUCUUAUAUCAUCAGAAAUGCCCCGACUGAAGUGCUUAUCAGGACGACAUUGACCCACACAAUUUGCGAGACUGUGAACGGCAAUGCGAUCAGGAGCACGAGCGGCGGCACAUCAGUGGUCGACACGACGGCUGGCGAGACACUUUCUUCUACGCCUCCUACUUCGACGUCACAGUCGUCUCAGAGGAAUAAUCUGCAGCGCUCAUCCAGCAGUCAAACACCUAGCGAGUCUCGCAGCCUUCUCGUCGACUCAACAUCUUUCGAUCCUUCCUCCGCCCAAACCUCUUCAAUUCCCAGUCCCAUCUCUUCACAACAGGUAUCCAAUCUGGUAAUCGGCGAUGGCAUACCCGGAGGCCAAGUCAGCGACCUACCGCCCGGUCUGUUAAUCGCUCUGGCGGUCGAUCGGCUUGCCGGCUCUUCCCGUGCUGCUGUGCUCAAGCGACAGUCUGAUGACAGAGAUCGGGCUGUAGACGUUGUGAACCUGAUUCCCGAAGCCUUGCCUGGAGGUCUCGAUCAGGAAGACUGCGAUGAUGCCAGUCUACUGUCUCUACAAAACGGCGUUCUCGUUCAAGGAAAUCGUACCGUCGACAAGACCCAAGGAGAUUUUGAUACGGUGCUCGGUUAUUCCGAUGAUGGACAAGACAAUGUGGCACGGACCAACAAGACAUUCACAUUGACAGAUGGUUGGUUGUCAUGGAAUACAAGCGACAACGGCGUAGCGACUUUCUACUUCUGCGACGGCCUAGUGUAUGCUGCAUUCCAGGGCGCCGCUCUUCCGUGCCCGCGUGUCCGUGUGGGUGCUUUCGACCGUCGGGCUUGCUUGCGGAAGUUAGGGAUCGAUGCGGGCCCUAGCGAUUCCACUUCGCUUUCUAUGACCACGCAUGGAGCCAAUCAAUCUGUCGACGGCACUCUGGAUGUGACUUCUUCUACUUUAUACACAUAUUCCUAUUCAACCACACCAUACACAAGUCCUCCCGGUGACAGAGGCGCAGCAACACUUUUAGCUGACUCCUCGAUCUUACUGUCUUCAGCGUCAACAGCGGCAUUUGACGCAACGUCGCCGCAAUCCUCCAUGAACGAAGUCGCUCCUGUGUCUACCAGCAUGUCUUCCUCGGAGCUCCAGCUAUCAACAGUGUCCGAAACGACGACAAGUGCGCCGGUGUCGACGCUUUCGUCAUCGGCAAGCUCCGCAGAUUUGCCUACAUCUACCGGACUUUCGCUCAGCACCCGUUCAUCAAGCUAUACGAUCACAAUUGGUAGUCUCUCGAUACCUACACCAUCAUUGACGGCUCGCUCAAGUGGUCUCCCAUCACCAUCUGCGCCAUACACAGAACCCACCACAAGCCGGUUUAUCACCACAUCAUCGUCGCUGGAUACCGACGUCAAUGCAUCUUCCACGAUCCACAACACGACUUCGGUGUUCUCCAAUCAGUCGAUGGUAUCGAGCACGACGUUGUUCGAUCCGAUCGUCCCGAGAACCAACUCCUCUUCAAUUCAACCAUACUUGUCGACCAACCGGACCUCUCUUGCGAGCGCCUUCAUCACAAUCAUCGACCAGUCGGACGUCUCUACUGAGCAUGAAUACAAGUUUGAGCUCGAUUGCUGGCACAAUUUUCUCUUCCUCCAGUACAGCCUCGUCAGUCUUGCCAACUACUUUCAAUAG